UGUAGUGUAAGGGAAUGAAGUGUAGUGUAGUGUUGUACAGUAUAGUGUAGUUCAAUGUAGUGUAAUGUAGUGUAGUGCUGAUGAUGCCACACUUCAUGAUCAGGGUACAUGUGCUCUGUUUUUAAGGCGCCAAAAUUGUACCGAAGAAGAACAAUCUCAGUCCACGAGCCCUUGGACACUUGUUACGUCUACAUAGCACAGUCCAUUAUAUUGUUAUAGAGGGGAGUGCUUCAGAGAUUUUAUUUUUAAAUGACACAGCUUCAGAAAAUAAUGGUAGUUAACUACGUCUAAUAUCAUAUUUACGCGUAGGUGUUUAAUGUAAUGAGACUAAUUGUUUAAGUGUCAUAUGUCCUAUAAUGGAUUUGCCUGGUGGGAGUUAGGAGAUGUGAAUCGGAAGAGAUCCGGAGCGGUUCCGUGACGAAUCUGCGGAUGGGAUUAGCUCGUUAGUUUGACGAAUCUGCGGAUGGGAUUAUCUCUGUAGUUUCACGAAUCUGCGGAUGGGAGUAUCUCGUUAAUUUGACGAAUCUGCGGAUUGGAUUAUUUCGAUAGUGUGCCGGUUGUGUUUCCGCCGGGUGUAAGAAUGACUAUGGCAGAUCACAAAACCAACAAAGAUCAGCGUUAUGACAGACAGCUGAGGUUAUGGGGAGAUCAUGGACAGGAGGCUCUCGAAAAUGCACAUGUGUGCCUGGUCAAUGCCGCCGCCUCCGGGACGGAAAUCCUGAAGAACCUAGUGCUUCCAGGCAUCGGAGCCUUCACGAUAGUGGAUGGACACAGGGUGUCUGGAGAGGAUGUCGGAAACAACUUCUUUCUUAGCAGUGACAGUGUUGGGAAGAACAGGGCUCAGGCUACUACUGAGCUGCUACAGGAACUCAACACUGACGUGUCAGGAAACUUUGUGGAGGAGAACCCAGACAGACUCCUGGACAAUGACCCUGAAUUCUUCCACAGGUUCAGUUUGGUUAUUGCUGUGCAACUUGAAGAAAGCACCUGUUUGCGGCUGGGCUCUGUGCUGUGGAACGCCGCCGUGCCCUUCCUUGUGUGUAGGACAUAUGGUCUCGUUGGCUACAUGAGACUUGUGGUGAGGGAGCACACAGUGGUCGAGUCACAUCCAGACAAUGCCCUGGAGGAUCUGAGACUGGACCAGCCUUUCCCAGAGCUGACCAAUCACAUCACCUCCUACGACCUCGACAACAUGGAGAAGAAGGACCACAGUCACACCCCGUGGGUCAUCAUAGUGGCUAAAUACCUGCAGAAGUGGUGCAGAGAGCACGACUUUCAGUUACCCAGAAACUACAAAGAGAAGGAGGCCUUCAGACAGCUGCUGAGAGAAGGGAUCCGUAAGAACGAGAACGGCACUCCGGAGGAGGAGGAGAACUUUGACGAAGCCAUUAAGAACGUGAACACAGCGCUGAAUCCCAGCAAGAUUCCCACAGCAGUAGAAGAUCUGUUCAACGCUGAGCAGUGUGAGAACAUCACGUCACAGAGCCCAGCGUUCUGGGUGAUGGUGCGGGCCGUGCGGGACUUUGUGCAGGCUGAAGGGAGGGGAAGUCUCCCCGUGCGUGGAACCAUCCCAGACAUGAUCGCUGACUCGGACAAAUUCAUCAGCCUGCAGAACGUCUACAGAGAGCGGGCACUCCAGGACGCUGCAGCUGUCAGCAGACAUGUGGAGUCGCACCUGCAGGCUGUGGGCAAGCUCCCAGAGUGCAUCUCAGAGCAGGAUAUCAGACUCUUCUGUAAGAACGCCGCCUUCCUGAGGGUGGUGCACUGUCGCGCCCUGGUGGAGGAGUACGGUGUGGACACUGUCCACAAAGACGAGAUCACUUCCUGUAUGGAUAACCCAGACAGUGAGAUGGUUCUGUACCUCAUGCUGCGCUCUGUGGACUGUUUCUACCAGCAGCACUCUCGUUACCCAGGUGUGUACAACUACCAGGUGGAAGAUGACAUCGUGCGUCUGAAGUUGUGUGUCCACAGCCUGCUCCAGGAGUACGGCCUCACUGUCAACGUCAAGGACGACUACGUCCACGAGUUCUGUCGAUACGGUGCUGCAGAACCACACACAGUUGCUGCCUUUAUGGGUGGAGCAGCAGCCCAGGAAGCCAUCAAGCUUAUCACUCACCAGUUUGUACCAUUCAACAACACCUUCAUCUACAACGCUAUGGCCCAGACCUCUGCCACCUUCCAGCUCUGAACCACACCACCACCUCUGGAAACUUUGCCAACCGUUGCUGCUUCGAAAUCUUUUUUUUUUUUUUUUUUUUUUUUUUUUUUUUUUUUUUUUAGGAAAUGAUUGUGUAGUGCACGAGUAUUGUUACUGUUUGAAGCAGCAUUACAAAUAAAUGUUCAUAAACAUUU
Electrophorus electricus (electric eel) is the source of this 2352-nucleotide messenger RNA. RefSeq names its product nedd8 activating enzyme E1 subunit 1 (gene nae1). Gene Ontology annotation, biological process: protein neddylation. Gene Ontology annotation, molecular function: NEDD8 activating enzyme activity. The record is from RefSeq and is a predicted model, not a curated record. Gene Ontology annotation, cellular component: cytoplasm. NCBI's taxonomy places the organism in Eukaryota, Metazoa, Chordata, Actinopteri, Gymnotiformes, Gymnotidae.